AGCCAGGUCACGACUUGUUUCCUGUUUGGGCAAACCAUUACACAGGUUGGGCAACUGGGCAAAUUUGAUGACAUUCGUGAGAAGGACGCAAUUAAUUAGUUGUUUCUUUAUAGUUUAACAUCAUGUCUUCGUACACAUUCAAAUGGCCAAAAGGUCCUUCUGACGUCAUCCUUACCGGUACCUUCGACAACUGGAGCAAGUCCCUUCCGCUCGUCAAGCAGGCCGACGGCUCAUCAACCCAGCGUAUUGCCCAAGAUGACUCUGGUAUCGACAACAACGUUUUGGAGCCAGUUGAUUUGGAGGCUUUGAGCUCCACCGCCACCACAUCCAAGAUCCCUGAAGCUGGAGGCUUGGCUGCUGCGGCAACCACCACCAACGACGUUUCCACCACCGUCUUGCCUUCUGCCGAAGGCAAGGGUGUCUCCGUUGCCGGUGAACCAGGAAUUUUUGUUCCUAGCAGCGAAGAACAAUUGGCAGCUUUUGCCAAUGUGGAAGAUGUUGAUUCCAGAAACUUGUCUGCUGCUGAAAAGAAGAAGCAAAAGAAGAAGGUGAAGCGUUCGCAAUACAAGGCCAAGAAGAAGAAGAAGGCUGCUGAGGCUGCAGUUGGUGGUGCUGCCAUCGCUACUGCCACUUCUACCACCACCGAAUCUACCGACACCGAUCCAUCCGACAUCGAAGUCGCCAAGGACGAAGUCGCCAAAGAUGAAGUCGUUCACGCUGACGAGGACAAGAACACCAUCGUCAACGUUCCAGUCGACCACCCAGCCGACGCCAAGCCCGUCCUGAAGGAAGCUCCAGUGGAUGCUAAAUCCGAUGCAGAAGUUUUACCUGUCAUUGAUUCCACCACUGAUGCUAGAACCUUGGACCCAAGAGAGGCUGAAAAAGAACAACAACAACACGAGGACGCAAAGGCAGCUGCCACCGCUGCUGUUGCUGCCGCCAUCGCUGCUCCUGUUGCAGCUGCUGUCGCUGUUGAAGCCUCUGAGACUAAGGCUGCUGAAUCCACCACCAUUCCAGAACACAGGGCUGCUGAAUCGGUUCCAGAGCCCGUUGUCGCUCCUGUACCUGAUGCCAUAGAUACUGCCAAGGAUUCCAAGCCUGUUGAAGAGCCAACUGCCGUUAUUGCUACCGAAUUGGUUCCAAAGACAGCUGGUGACAUUGAACCAGUACCAGAGGCCAAGGUUGCCGACCCAGAACCAACCAUCGUUGACGACGUGCCUGGUGUUACUCACAGUACCACCGAGGCCCAAGAAAAGGAAGUCGACGCUGCCCCAGUCUCCAAGAACGCUGCUCCUAGCGCUAUUGGUGCUGCCGCAGCCUCUGGUGUUGUUGCUGGUGCCGGAGACAACGAAUCGGACGAGGAGAUCUUGAUAGCCCAAGGCAAGGGUAACACCGACGACAUCGAGGCUGCCAUUGUUGCCCGCGAGGGCAACGACGUUAUCGUUGAAGAAAUCAAGCCUACUGAGUCUGAGGCUGCCAGAUUGACUGAGGAAGCCCAUAUCAAGAAGCCUGCUGCUGCCGCACCAGCCAAGAAAGAAAAAGAAGCCAAGAAGGAGAAGAAGUCCGGUCGUGUUUCUAGAUUCUUCAAGAAGAUUUUCACCUGAUCUGUACCCUUAGAUAUUCAUGGCUCAUGUUGUAUUCCUUAUGUUCAUUUCCUUAAUUCCUUUUCCUCUUUAAUAGUCUAAUACUAGUUAAUUUUCUGCGUUUAGGUAGUCCAAAUUUUGCACCCGCACUGGAUGAAAUUUCCACCAAAUUGCGGCUCUUCCGUGGUAGCUCGUGCCAGCGACCACACUACGGGCACAUGUGCGGGCAAACGUGGCAGACCAGUUCACGAACCACCAGAGGAGUCACCACCCAGAGGAGUCGCCACGUUUUCCCAUGCUAUUAUGGAUGUAACGACACAACCCAUACUUCAAUACUCUGGAAAACUGUUUCCUUCUGGUGAGCGCAAGCACCACCACCUCUAGCUAC
Suhomyces tanzawaensis NRRL Y-17324 is the source of this 1971-nucleotide messenger RNA. RefSeq names its product Mdg1p (gene MDG1). The record is from RefSeq and is a predicted model, not a curated record. Bases 123 to 1604 code for a protein of 493 amino acids. The transcript has 3 exons. Lineage: Eukaryota; Fungi; Ascomycota; Pichiomycetes; Serinales; Debaryomycetaceae.